UGGCUGCACCAUGUGUAGUUCAACCUUCAACUAGCUCUCCAUCCGGUUAUAGAAAAUGUAGUUUAAUGUCCAUUUAACCGAUUUAGGGCAAUACAAGUGACCCAGACAGUGUUCAUACAGGAUAGCACAGCUGAUGGCUACACAAACGAUGUGUUCCUGUUAAACCAAAAUAAUAAUAACAAUGUAAAAAAGGGUGUGUUUGUUUAGUUUGUAUCUGUCAUGUGGAGCAGAUCUGUGAGUGCAGGCUACCGAUGCUUUGGGUGCAGGAGUGUUGGACCAAAGGGUAUUUGGGGCGUCCAUGUGGUGCGUACAUGCAGCGGUCCAGCCGUACCUGCCGGCAGGAUCACAGCACUUCAGGCAGUGGAUUUAUGGAAGAGACACUUUGCAGAGAGAGGCGUGACGGAGCCGGACCACUCCAGCCUUUACAUCAUUGCUCAUCUGUUCGGGGCUAAAACUAUAGAAAGUCUUGGACAGAGGAAGUUAACGGAGGUCCUCAGCCCAGAAAAAACAGAGCAGAUAUGGAAGCUCUGCUCUAGACGCCUAUCCAGAAUGCCUGUGCAGUAUGUGAUUGAGGAGUGGGACUUCAGAGAUCUGACACUGAAGAUGAGGCCUCCUGUGUUCAUACCAAGACCUGAAACAGAGGAGUUGGUUGAACUCGUGCUCGCUGAUCUGGAAAUGAAGCCCGGGACUGGAGUCUGUGCAGACACCCACCAUACAUGCUUGGAAGUGGGAUGUGGCUCUGGUGCCAUUUCUCUUAGUCUGCUGAAGAGUCUGCCUCAGCUUAAAGUCAUCGCCGUGGAUCAGAGCCAGGAUGCGGUGGAUUUAACAGGGGAGAAUGCGUUAAGGUUGGGGCUUCAGGACAGAUUACAGAUUCAUCAUAUAGAUGUAAUGAAAGAUGCAGAAGCUGUGUUGAGCCUCUGUAGCCAUGUCUCAGCGUUGGUCAGUAACCCCCCGUACCUGUUCUCAGAGGAUAUGACGACGUUGGAACCUGAAAUAUUACGGUUUGAAGACCACGCUGCUUUAGAUGGAGGUGAAGAUGGCCUAAAAGUGAUCAAACAGAUUUUGACUCUGGCUCCACAGAUUCUAUCAAAUCAUGGCCGUGUUUACUUGGAAGUGGAUCCCAGACACCCCCCGCUCAUUCAAACGUGGGUGGAGGCGAACGUGGAAGAGAUACGUUAUGUGGAGACACGGCACGACAUCAGCGGCAGGCCGCGAUUCUGCAUCCUCCAGAAAGAGGAGUCAAACAAGGAGCACAAGCUGGAUCAGGAUUGAGAAACUGAGAUCCUAUUACCGCUGGCUUUAGCCCAGGUCGCCACAGCCCUCGUUCUCCCCUACCCCCACUGAGCCGCUAAGCACGCGCCCCCACCGGCUUGAUCACUCUAAAUGCACAAUUUGCAGAAGCUCAAAUCAUUUUCACUGUCACUGUUACACUUUUAAUCCAGUAACAUUUGUGAUCGCAUCCCUGCGCCACAAUCAAAAAAUGUGUGCGAGAUGGCACAAAAGCAGGCUGAAAGCUGAAGGUAAUUACUGAGGCUUUUCUUAGAACCCUCCCUCUCAGAAUCUCACCCUCCUCCCAGGAAGCAUUCAGCAGUUCUGUGAAUCCGCUGAUGAACGGUCCUCCCCUUCGCUCGUCCACUCGCUGACUCAGAUGCAGGCUGUACGCAUUGUUGAGCAAAAAAACGCACACACAUACACACACACGCUCACACAAUGUGGCCUUUACUUCCUCACACAAUCUGCGCCUCUCACACACUUAAAGCUCAAAGUCUUUGUGUUUCAAAGGUGAUUUGGAGCAGAAAAUAUUUCGUAACAAGUGUCACAAGGGCAAGUCAUCAUGUGGUGCUUAAUAAUAAUGAUGAUGAUGAUGACAGUAUUUACCCCUGUGAGUAACACACGGAGAAAAUGAUUUAAAAGGACAGCGAGUUAGACUCCAAUUGGUUGUUUUAAUAGAAAAAAUGAACACAUGUAAAAGGUAGAAAAACUGAGAAAAAUAAAACGGCGUAAAAGAUG
This is a messenger RNA of Sebastes umbrosus (honeycomb rockfish), 2010 nucleotides long. RefSeq names its product HemK methyltransferase family member 1 (gene hemk1). The record is from RefSeq and is a predicted model, not a curated record. Gene Ontology annotation, biological process: protein methylation. Gene Ontology annotation, molecular function: protein methyltransferase activity; nucleic acid binding. The coding region runs from base 220 to 1272 and encodes 350 amino acids. The transcript has 11 exons. Lineage: Eukaryota; Metazoa; Chordata; Actinopteri; Perciformes; Sebastidae. Gene Ontology annotation, cellular component: mitochondrion.